Molecule: messenger RNA, 5156 nt
Organism: Menidia menidia (Atlantic silverside)
Lineage: Eukaryota; Metazoa; Chordata; Actinopteri; Atheriniformes; Atherinopsidae
Source: the annotation of a GenBank genome assembly
AUGGGCAGUGUUGGCAGUGGGGUGGCAGGAGAGCAGGAGUUUGCCAUGAAGUCCGUGGGCACAAGGACCACCCUGCCUCGAGCCCCUCCUCUCUCUCGCCGUUGCCCUGCCGACCGCAGUUGCAGCGCGGAGCGGCUGCCUCGGCCUCCGGCGACUAUAUCAGACGGGACGGCGUCUAGCGAUGAACGGGGGAGUGUUAGUAUCGGGACUGGGACCUGCACCGGGACUGAUCGGCCCACUGAAACAGCCUCCUCUACCCAUACCGAAUGUACAAUGACAGCCCCCUCCAACAACAACCAGCUGGACUGUGCCGCAGCUGGCAGGAGAGAGAGGGAGUGGGAGAGGGAGAGGCAGCGGGAGAGGGGGAGAGACCGGGACAGGGACCGGGACUGGGACCGGGAGAGGCUGGAGAGGGAGCGCGAGAGGGAGAGGAACAGGGAGAGGGAGCGGGAACGAGUGGAGAGAGAGAGGCUGGAGCGGGAGAGAGAGCGAGAGAGGGAGAGGGCCCGAGAGAGGGAAAGGGAGCGAAUUGAGAGGGAGAAGAUAGAGAGAGAGAGGGAACGCGAGCGAGAGAGGGAGAAGGAACGGGAGAGAGAGAGGCUGGAGAAUGAGAGGAUGGAGAGAGAAAGGGAGAGGGAGAUGCAGGCCGCAGGUCUGGAUGCGUGUGGGAACAUCGUGGGUCGAGGAGCAAGCGAGAAGAACAGCGUCGGCAUGACCCACCACCACCACCGGGAGAUGGUCACCGCCAGAACUGACAGUGAGAACAAUCCAGCUGGCCAUAACCCGCCAAACCACAACCCGCCCAAGAUCAUGCCAGUGUCAGGAAAACUAGAGCAGGCGAUGCAGAGCAACUCCGGCCUUGUUCGCCCCUCUGCCUUCAAGCCUGUGGUUCCCAAGAGCUUCCACUCCAUGCAGAACCUGGUGGGCCAGGCAGGAGGGACUGGGAGCGAGGGAAAGACUGAAGCCAGGGGUGAAGGGUUCAGUGAGGGCAGAGUAGGCAGAAGAGGCAGAGACGGAGGAGAGACAGGGGAGGUGCCAGAGGCCCUGCUCCUGGACCAGGACAGCCCAGUUAGGGUAAGCAGGAGCGAGGGAGGGGGAAACGGUAAUGAACUGGUUCAGGGAGGGAUGUCAGACUCAGGGAGAAACUCCCUGACCAGCCUGCCCACCUACACAGGCUCUGGUUCUGGUUGUGGGCCCCCAGCAGUCUUGGGGCCACUCAGUGCUUCAACCAGCCACAUCAACAGGCUGGGCAUGGCUGGGGCAGGUGCAGGCCUGGACAAGCUGGAAAAGCCUGGCUACCAGAACGGACUCAGUGCCUCAGACAGUGGCCGGUCCUCUUCAGGAAAGAGCUCCUCGUCCUAUCAGAGGCUGAGUCACCUGAGUGAUGCUCCAGCACCGCUACGCCCCUCCCCCUCGUCGGAUGACAUCAUCCAGGACCUGGAGGACCGUCUGUGGGAGAAAGAGCAAGAGGUACAACACAUGCGCAGGAACCUGGACCAAAGUGAGGCGGCAAUCAUUCAGGUGUUUGAGGAGAAGCAGCGUGUCUGGGAGCGUCAGAUGGACGAACUGAGACAGAACUAUGCCUCUCGCCUGCAGCAGGUUACCCGUCGAGCGCAGCGCUCCCAGACAGCCCUUCAGGCCCAGAUAACCCGCCUGUCCCAGGACAAGCGGAGGCUCCAGGAGGAAAUGGCAGCUCUAUUGGCUCAGAGAGAGGAGCUGGAAAGAAAGUGUCUGGAUUACAGGAAGGAGCAGGCAGACAUCCUGCCUCGUCUGGAGGAAACCAAGUGGGAGGUGUGUCAGAAGGCCGGAGAGAUCUCCCUGCUGAAGCAGCAGCUGAGGGAGAGUCAGGCUGAAGUGACCCAGCGAGCUGGUGAAAUGGUGGCCCUGAGAGGUCAGCUGAAGGAGCUCAAUGCCCAGCUCAGGGAGCGGGAGGAGGUCAUGCUGGGCCUGAAGGACUCUUACAGCUCUAAGAGCCUGGAACUGGAGAAAUGUGAAGGAGACCUGAGGAGGACCCUGUCUGAGGUGUCCAUCCUGAGAGAGAAGCUGGGCGUGUUUGAGGCAGAAGUGCUGAGUUUAAAGCGCGCUUUGAGUGAGGUGAGCCGAGGUGCAGAAGUCGUGGUGAGCCCAAACCUAGCCGCGGCCGGGCUGUUGCCACCAUGGGGAGCUGUGCACUGCCCGCGAAAUCCAGCCGAGCCCUCCACUAACUCGCUCACCCCCACGUCCGACACCUUGCUGAGUCUUCAGAGCGACGAAGCCAAAGCCCAGAGGCAGGAGGCUCAGAGGCAGGAGAGGCAGCAGCGCGAAGAGGCCCAGUGGCGCGACGUCCAGCAGCGGCAGGACGCGCACCUGCCACAGGACGUGCAGAUGCGCUCGGACCCGCAGCUCCGCCAGGAGGCCCAGCUCCGCCAGGAGGCCCACCUUCGCCACGAGGCCCAACUCCGCCAAGAAGCACAGCUGCGCCAAGAGGCCCACCUCCGCCACGAAACCCAAAUGCGCCAAGAGGCCCAGCUCCGUCACGAUUCCCAGCUGUGUCAGGAAGUGCAGCUGCGUCAAGACACCCAUCAGCAACAGCGGGCCCAAGAGGGUCACUGGGACGAGGCCGGCGAGCUGCGCAGGCAGCUGGAGCAGCUGCAGGCCGCGUUACGGCUGGAGCGCCAGCAACGGGAACGCCAGGCCCUCAAUUUUGACAAGGAGAGGCACACCUGGCAGGACGAGAAGGAGCGGGUGUUGAAAUAUCAGGCGCAGCUGCAGCUCAGCUACGUGGAAACGCUGCAGAAGAACCAAGCUUUGGAAAAACGCAUGAGCCAGCUGGGAGCCAAACAAACCACAAGCUCCACCACAACAACUGUUACCACCAUCACCACAACUUCUCCCACUUCCUCCAACUCUCCACCUCCGCCAUCGGCCCUGUCACCUCUAUCUCCUCCACCCAUUCCUUCUAUUUCUGGUCCCUCUUCCCUUUCUGGCCCUCCAUCACUUUCUGGUCCUCCCUCCCUUUCAGGUCCCCCUUCCCUUUGUGGUCCUCCUUCUCUCACUGGUCCCCCCUCCCUCUCUGGCCCCAUCGCUCUUACCCUCUCCCCACCUUGUGAGGACCAGAAAGGCCCUCCCUCUCUCCAUCAGUUGGCCCCUCCCUGGGCCGGACCCUCACGCUUGGAGAGGAUAGAGUCAACCGAGAUAUAGAAGCAACUCCAUUGAACAAACGCUACAUUUGUCUAAACUCAUAGUGGAAAUUCUCACACAAAAGCACUCCAGCAUACAGUAGUAAAAACUGUCAAAGUAGAACAAACGUGGACAGUUGAACGUCAAGAGCAAAAACUGUAAACUGCAACGUUAUCAGAAACAAACUCAUCAUCUGAGCAGGAAGCUGAACUACAUUCUUUGUUAUCACAGAUUUUUCAACCCCCCCAGGAAGCAUUGCUAUCACAAGUUGAAAAAGGCAACUUGUAUGAAAGUAUUCAUAAAUACUUAUGCCACAGUGAUGCAUGGCAGAGAAAUGAAAUGUCAUAUCAAAUGACAAUGCUUAAAUUACAGUAUUUAUACAUGUGUCAUUUGAUGCCCAUGCUAUAAAAAGGACCAAGACAAUCAGGGAAAUUGUCAAAAGUGAUCAACAACAAUAUAAUGUGAUAUUUAUUCGUUGUAAAUCUGUGUCACUGGUUAUUUAAACGUAGAAUUUGUGGUCAGAGUGUGUGAUGUUAAGUUAAAUUUUUGGCCAGAGAGCGCCUUACACCAUUCUUCCAGGCAUAUUCCCAGAGAACAAUGCCAGGAACAAAUGAAAAUCUAUAUAUAUCAAAAAGUGUGAAGAUUAUUUCAGUGCUUUAACUAUAUCAUCAAACACUGUAAUACAACACUAAUACACAUGGCUGGAAUAAUUCUUAUAAUUCUUUUCCCAGCAGAUGCUGACUUCAAAGGUCUAACACACAUGUCGACUCUUAAUUAAGUUUUUAAGGCAUUUCAUGCACAGGGUCCAACAUGCAUGACCCAGUUAAACACGUUAUUAAGACCAAGAGAGUUUAUAUUUUCUACAAAUAGAAUUUAAAUAAGUACGUUCAGCAGAUAAUCAGCCCCAACGAAAUAUAGUAUACAUUUUUGGAUGUAGGAAAACCUAGUUCACUUUCACUUCAGAUUCUCUGUGGUGACUAACAAUGAACACUAGGGGUCAUUGGAGCACUUUUAAAGAGCUCCCGACUCACCUACCACUUCACUGAACUGCAGGGACGGGAAUGGCCGGACACAGUUUGAAUUUAAGUAUUAUGAUGACUGUGCCUUUGUGCAUUCACAACCAAGAAAUUAGACAGUGCAGUCAGUAAAAAUUUUAUAGAAUGUAUGAUAUACUAGCAGAAAGAAAUACUUAUAAUAGUUAUAGAUUGUAAAUGUGUGUGAGCGAGAAUGUGAAAGUGAGUGUACGCAUGCGUGCUUACAUAUGAAAAGCUUCAUCUUAUGAGACUGAGGAUAGUGGGACUAGUGGCAAUAUACGUGAAGAUUAAUAUUCAAAGAAGUGGGGUUUUCUUUUAGAACAUAUACAUCAAAGCUUGUGAGACUGAAGUUUUCAACCGCGGGUGUGUGUAUAUCUUGAAAAACUGUUACUUUCUUCUGUAUAAUUCAUUUAGACGAAGCAGGGGAGGAGGAAGUUUUAAAAAAAUAUGGAAAGGAAGACGAAGGAGAGCUUUCAGGCUUACUGCACUAUGUAGUGUUCUACACACAGGUUAUGAUGUACAGUAGGUUCUGAUGUGAAUAUCAUGGCUUUUAUAUGUGUUGUUUAUGCCAGCAUAAAAAGAUGUUGCUCAAGAAUAUUAACUUAUCUCUAAUGUAUUACAUAGUAUUAUCAUCUUUAUUACUGUUAUUAUAUUAUUGUGAACUGAGAGAGAAAAUAUGUGCCAUUUGAGCUUUCCUUUAUGUGUUUUUAUAAAUUAUGUAGAUAGCCUUUUGGCUGAUCAUCAUGGUGCAAUCAUAGCAACCUUGUCCAAAAAUGAUGUUCCUUUUGAUGUAGGUGACGUAGCUAAAGUACUGCAUUGUUUAGAGAACAAAAUGCUAUUGAUUUGAUACAUGUUUCAAAAUUAUUGUUUGCAUUUAUGUUACUAGUACUGCUCUGGCUUGAUUAAUACCAUCCAUUUGUUAACAUGCAGCAGAACUAAUAAAGAUAUGUGAAUAAUUCAGCA